AACAGAAACUAAUAACAUAAAAUAGUAUAACCCGUGGUGAUCAGCCACAGUAGUUGGUUUUGGCUUUCCAUGAAUAAAAAGAAAAUGCAGUUUUCGAACCUGAUAUUUUGUUGAAUUCAUAAAAAGACGGCCUCGAAAUGUAUUCUAAACGUAUAGUUAUAUCAAUUAUAGUGAUUGGUUGUUUGGCUCACUUCAUAACUUGUCCGAGUACAGUGGAUAAUAAAAAACAAAAGCCCAAAAUCUCAAGUAAAGAUUCGGCGAAAACGGACCCACAAGGGAAAUAUUCAAAUAGUCCUGCACCUACAAGAUCGCGUUCAGUUUCACCAAACAACAAUGUGGAUUCUAAAGGCAAUGGCAAUGCCAAGAGUCCAACUAAUCCUGCAGCUAAGAAGCCGAUGAAACCUCCUGCACCUGAUAAAAAAAAAGAACCCGCUGAAAAUACUGCAGAGAAUCCCGAUGGUGACGAACAACUCGCGGAAGAAAAACCCGCCGGUCGUAUCAAAAAAGUUUUCAGACGGAUCAACAAUUUCAGAAAAAAAAUAUGUCCAUUUAGAUUUUUUGGCCGUUUAAUUAAAAAAGGUUUGGGUUCAAAUAAGAAACCGAAACUUACGGAUGAAGAGGGACAGGAAGUGAACUUUGAUAAAUAAUAAUAGUUAUAUAAGAAACAGUGGUGUAAUAUUUUUUACUGACCACACCAGCUAAUGUGUUACGAUUGUUUAAUAAAAUAAUAAUACCUAGUUAAUAU
Messenger RNA from Acyrthosiphon pisum (pea aphid), 745 nucleotides. RefSeq lists its product as uncharacterized. The transcript has 4 exons. The record is from RefSeq and is a predicted model, not a curated record. The coding region runs from base 138 to 647 and encodes 169 amino acids. NCBI's taxonomy places the organism in Eukaryota, Metazoa, Arthropoda, Insecta, Hemiptera, Aphididae.